Messenger RNA from Oncorhynchus kisutch (coho salmon), 4288 nucleotides. RefSeq names its product seizure 6-like protein. Gene Ontology annotation, biological process: regulation of protein kinase C signaling; synapse maturation. The coding region runs from base 313 to 2649 and encodes 778 amino acids. The record is from RefSeq and is a predicted model, not a curated record. Gene Ontology annotation, cellular component: endoplasmic reticulum; neuronal cell body. Lineage: Eukaryota; Metazoa; Chordata; Actinopteri; Salmoniformes; Salmonidae. The transcript is spliced from 15 exons.
AGGCAUGCAGAUUGGUACUGAGAGGGAGGAGAAAGAGAUCAGGGCAGAAGAGGAAGAAGAGACCCAGCACAUUGCGGGGUUCGGUCGAGAGAGGCAUGACAUACGGACCGUAGAGAAACCCACCACACUGACCCUCACAGUGCGCCUUGAGGAGAAAAACAAGCAGCGCGUCACAUCUAGAAGAUCCCUGCUGCGCGAGCACAACUGUCGCGGUGCAGAUCGAACGUCGACCACCACCCAACUAUUCUCCUCGUGCAUCUCCCGUUAGCAGUUCUCUCUGGACGGACCGGCUCUGCCUGGCUGUGUGGAGCCAUGCCACCAUGCCGUUACCGAAUCGGUGCCCUGCCAGCGCUGCUCUGUCUCUGUAUCGGUAUGAUUUGGACCGGCGUCGCGGCAGAAACACAAGCUGAGAUCGACACCACACCUCCACCUUCCUCCCCCUCCCCCUCUCCAGCCAUAGGGAACACAGACAGAAACUCACCCAGGGGGAGAGGGCCCGAGGCUGGGUUAGGGCCCAGGGUGGGAAGAGGGCCCGAGGCUGGAUUAGGGCCCGGGGUGGGGAUGAGUGCCGCUGGUGAUCUGCUAGAGUCAGUCCUGGCUCAGAAGGAUCAUCUCUUCUCCCAGACAGGGGGAAUGGUCCUGCCCUCCGCUCUGCCCCAGGACCUGCUGCCUCUCCUGGGGAGAGAAAUGAGCACAGGGGGCCUGUCUGGAGGUCUGUCUCUGGAUCAACAGGGUCUGUUGAAGAGGAUACAACCCCCAGUUUCACAACCCCACGACAGCGGAUCACCCCUCCCUUCACAGCUCUCCCAGCCCGACAGCAACCCCCUCACCUCCUCCUCUCAGCCCGUGACACACACACCGCCGGGACAGCGAGAUGAGGUCACCACUAUCGUCACGGCGACCGUGGACGCAGACACAGACAUGGAUGCAGAAACACCUUCACCGGCUGUGUCUGGCUGUAUGGUGAAUUUCUCCGACCCCGAGGGAUACAUAGACUCUUCUGAUGACCCCCCCCUCCCAGAUGGAACAUUCCUACACUGUACAUACACCGUCACUGUGUACACAGGCUAUGGAGUCGAGCUACAGGUGAAGAGUGUGAAUCUGUCAGAGGGAGAGCAGCUGUCAAUCAGAGGGGUGGAUGAGGGCGGGGCCUUGCUGGUUCUGGCCAAUCACACACUGCUGGUGGAGGGUCAGGUGAUCCGAAGUCCGACCAAUACCAUCUCAGUAUACUACCGCUCCUCGCCUGAGGGGAGCAUAGGCAUGUUCCAGCUACACUACCAAAUAUUCCGUCUGAGCUGUGCCCUGCCGAGGAGGCCUCACUUUGGGGAGGUGUCCGUGCUGGACUUGCUGCCAGGGGGCACUGCCCGCUUCCACUGCCAUAUGGGCUACCACCUGCAGGGGGCAGUGGCACUCACCUGUCUCAACACAUCUAUGCCUGUCUGGAGCAGCAAGGAGCCAAGCUGUAGAGCGCUGUGUGGAGGGUCAGUGAAAAAUGCUACAGUAGGGAGAAUCUUGUCCCCCUCUCCCCGCCUGGGUCCUACCACCACCCAUGACCGCUCCUGCUCCUGGUCCCUGGAGGCCCCCACUGCACAGAGACUACACCUGCACCUGGAGAGACUGGUCCUCGAACCCACUGACAGACUUGUGUUAUGGAGCGGUCUGGAUGCUGGGUCUGUGGUGCUGUUUGACUCUGGGCGGGGUGGUCCAAUACCAUUUGAAGGGGUGAUCAGUGAGGGUCCAGCAGUCAGGGUUCAGUUCAUCACAGACCAACCUAACCACAAUACAGGCUUCAACAUCCGUUAUGAGGCUUUUGAGCGUGGGCACUGUUAUGAGCCCUACCUGCAGAAUGGUAACUUCAGCACCACUGACCAGGUCUAUGGGGUUGGAGCUGUGGUGCAGUUCAGCUGUGAUCCUGGUCACUCUCUGGAGCAGGGGCCGCCCAUCAUAGAGUGUAUCAAUGCCAGAGACCCCUACUGGAACGACACGGAACCACUCUGCAAAGCUCUGUGUGGGGGGGACCUGGCAGGUCCAGUGGGUGUUAUCCUGUCUCCUAACUGGCCAGAGUGGUAUGGAGAGGGAGAGGACUGCAGCUGGAGGAUACAUGUAGAGGAGGACAAGCGCGUGCUGCUCAACGUACAGCUACUCUUACGCCAUUACCUCACACUGACGGAGGAAUCUGUUUCCUGUGAGAACCCUGGUCUUCCUGACAACGGGUACCAGGUCCUGUCCAAGCGUCUCUACCUGCCCGGCGAGUCGCUCACCUUUGUCUGUUACCAAGGUUAUGAGCUCAUCGGCGAAGUCGCCAUCAAGUGUAUCCUGGGAAAUCCGUCAUUUUGGAGCGGACCACUCCCUCUGUGCAGGGCCAACCAUGACUGCUUUGGCAACCAUGCUUUGGAAGUUGCGGAAGCAGCUGCCGGGUCAGGUCUGGAUGGAGGUAACAUGGCAUUGGCUAUCUUCAUCCUUGUACUUUUGCUCUCCGUGCUGCUGGGAGGAGCCUAUGUCUACGUCACACGGUGUCGCUACAACUCCAACCUGCGGCUGCCACUCAUCCACCCACACCCCUACAGCCAGAUCACAGUGGAGAGCGAGUUUGACAACCCACUCUACGAGACAGGAGGGGACACCCGUGAAUAUGAGGUAUCAAUAUGAUGACUUUCUCAACUGUCAGAAUCCCAAAAUGAAGAAGCUUCCACCCACCCAACCAAACCCACUCCCUACCCUUUCUCCUCCUCAGCCCCACCCAAAAGGAAGUGAUGUAAAUACAGACUGACUAUAGAUCUGCCCCUUCCCCCCAUGACCCUGUCCUCCAAUCACAGAAAGAGGAAACAGCGAGAGGGAAGAUGAGUAGGAAAAGGAAUGGAGAGGAGAGGAGAGGAGAGGAGAGGAGAGGAGAGGAGAGGAGAGGAGGAGAAAAUAGGAGGACAGGAGAUACUGGGUGUUUCUCAACAUUCUUACUACCAUUCUCUGAGCAUGGUUGGAGUAUGAGUCCAAAUCAAAGUAUGCGAAAUGGGUUGCGUAAUUUGCUUGUAAACAUUUCGAAGUGUGCAUCAACGCAAGCUUCAACUGAAAUAUUCCCAGGAUUGUGGACGCAAUCACAUAAAAAACAACGCAACAUUUCUUGAAAUCAAUGGCGGCUGGUUUUGAGCUGAACCGAGAGAAAAUGAACUCCGACUUUGGAAUGAAAAGUUGCCCACUCACAUCUCAUAUGUUGCCUGACUACAAUAUUUGAUCUUGAUCUUGUUCAUUUUGACAUAUUUAACUGCCUAGAAUAUCCACUGUAGUAGUGUGCAUAGACUGCAGGCUAACUGAUGAAGAAUUGGUAGCUAACUUUAGCUAGCUACUGUUAUCCACAAAGAAUUCAUAGCUAAUGUUGGCCAUCCACCCUUCAUAACAUUUAGUUUUAGGUUGUUGUUUUUUUGUACAACUAGCUGGCUAGCUAGAUUAAUCCGAUUCACAUAUAGCUAGCUGAUAAUUACAAGCUUGGGUUUGCUUUAUGUAGUUCGUGUUUUGUCUGUAUUGGUCAAAGUUAAUACAAUAGAACGGGAGUGCGCAGUGCUUCUCAAAUGUACAUUUGUAUGCAUUCUCCACACUCUCGUCCUCACAAGAAUGUACUCAAGAGAACGUCCUCGGAGAACUAACUCUGAGCAUGAGAGUGUGGAGCAUGGCAUCAGCAUAUUGAGAAACACCCACUGUGAACAGGGCUGCAGGCGUUGGGAGAUAAAGAGACAAACACUAUUUACUCAUGUGUCUACUAUUAGCUAUCAAAUACAGGGACAGAGGGAGGGACAGAGGGGAAGGAAUAGGUGGGGAGAGAGGGAGACAGAAGGAGGAUGAUGGGUGAGAGGUAUGGAAGGGGUGGCAGAGAGAGGAGAGGAUAGAAGCAAAGGGAACUAAAGUAUUGGUACAUGAAUGGGGUCUAUUGAGAUGUAAAACGUAGGGGUAUAUUGGCACCUUAGAAUCUGACAGAGGAAGUGAGGUUACUAUCUCUUCCUGUCUGGGUCCCAUCUUCCUGCAUUUCUAAGGCCUUGUCUUAGAACAGUUUGUAGUACUGGUUUUACCAUAGUAACUGACCUUCCAUGUGCAAGCUCAACCAACCAACCAUAACUACAGCAGAAAAGACCGGCACCAGAUUAUGUAUUUAUUUUUGAUGUAAAUGUGAUGUUUUUUGCAGAUUAAUUCAUGUACAUUUUCAUUUUGAGAAUAAAAAAAUAAAAUCUGUACCAUGUUACUGAUUUCCUGAAAUAAAUGGUCAAAUAAAAAGUAUAAUAGAAUCUUUCUAAAAACACUU